AAAAUUUUCUCUCUCUUGUGGGAUCUUGAAAUCUCACACGGAAGGAAGAAAGAGAGGCAGUCCAAGAUCCGUCGAGAGCGGUCGCUCUCGCCAGGAAGAAGAAGGCGAUUUUCCAAGCACUUCCAAUGGAGGGCAUUUCCGUCUUUCUCACGGCAUUUCAGUUGUAUCGUGCGAAUCAUCUGGACUGUUGAUCUCGGGAAUGAUUCGACCCAAGAUGGGACAGAUCUCUUUUUCUAGGGUUCUGAUCUGAAGUGCGGAAUCGUCUCAUGUAAUUCGAAUGGCAUCAUCUACAAACUCACCAUGCGCGGCGUGUAAAUUCCUACGCCGGAAAUGCACACAUGAGUGUGUAUUCGCGCCAUACUUCCCACCAGAUCAACCUCAGAAAUUUGCUAAUGUCCACAAGGUGUUUGGUGCAAGUAAUGUCGCAAAACUGCUUAAUGAACUCGCCGCAAACCAGCGCGAAGAUGCCGUAAAUUCGCUCGCCUAUGAGGCGGAGGCCCGUCUUCGUGAUCCUGUCUAUGGUUGUGUUGGCCUCAUCUCUCUCCUUCAAAAUAAGCUUAGACAGGUUCAACUCGAUCUAUACAAUGCAAAGAAGGAAUUAUCAGUGUAUGUCGGCCCAGCGGCCAUGAUGUCCAUCCCUCAUCCUGCAAUGAUGCCUUCUCACCCACACCAGGGCGGUGCUUCGUCGUCGAUGGUACCUUAUGGCAUGUCGUCGAUGGGAGCUGGACUGCCGCCUUCAGGGCCAUCACAGGCUCAUCUUAUGAUGAGAGAGCAACAGCAUAUUAUGGAUUCACAGCAGUUAGCGGCAGCUGUGAGAGAACAGGAGCUGAUGAGGAAUUACGAGCAUCAGCAAGAGCUUGCAAGGUUUAAUAGCGGCUUUGAUGGUGGGAGCGGAGGUGCUGCGGUGGGGUUUAAUCAGAUGAGUGGGCGAGCAGGUUCUCCGUCGCCAUUAGCGCUAGUUCCGUUCGAUAAUUCAUUUCAGGUGCAACAAGAGCCGGAGCAUCAACAUCCCUAUCAACAACAGCAGAGAGCAGGUAGCGAUGAGGGUAGGAACAGUGUGGGCCCAUCUUCUUGAAAGCCUUAUAUGCAAGCUCUCUCUCACAUUACAUGUCUGAAAGCAAAGGAAAUUCAAAGUGAAGAAAUUCUUGCUAUAUCUUUCUUGCAGGUUUUAAAUCAAACGAAUCAAAGCAAAGAAAUGCAAAGGAGGGAAACAAACAUCUUAGGGAAAGGAAAGAAACCAGAAGAAAAAUAUAAGAGAAGAAGAAGCAAGAGAGGAACAAGAAAAAAAAAAAAAAACCCCCCCAAUUUUCAAGGCGAGCCACUCCGAAUGUUCAUCAAAUUGUUUGGACGGUUGGAUGAAAAUAUAUCUGGUCGCACAUCGAAUCAUCUCUCUCUUCUUUCUCCCUGAUCUUUGGUGGUGGAAGUAGCAAUAGUAGUAGGUGUUAGAAUAUCCAUUUCAUCCUUCUUAUUUCAUGCUGUCGUGGUUUAAAUAAGUAAAAAGUAAUAAUGAUAGUUUUUUAGGGAAAAUUUUGAUACUCAAGCAGAGUGAUAUGGUUGGUACACAGGCAGUAAGAACUUGUAUGCAUGGGUCCAGUUUAGAUGAUUAGUGGAACUAAAAUUACAUUGAUUUUGCUACAUAAAUGUUUGAGAGUGGAGAUUUCAUGGACGGUCGACAUCAAGCAUGGUCAGUGGUCCAUCACACUCUGUCAUGGUAUCAAAUAUCUUCCUCUUUUUUUUUUCUUCUUUUUCUUUUUUUCUUCUUUUUUCAUAUAUUCGUCUGCAUUGGAGCCUGUAAAAAGAAAAUUUCAUAAUGUAAUGGCAGUCUCUAUUGUAAUGUCAGUUUCAAUUGGAAGAACUCAAUUCAACCCAUGGUU
This is a messenger RNA of Magnolia sinica, 1874 nucleotides long. RefSeq names its product LOB domain-containing protein 36. The record is from RefSeq and is a predicted model, not a curated record. The transcript is spliced from 3 exons. Lineage: Eukaryota; Viridiplantae; Streptophyta; Magnoliopsida; Magnoliales; Magnoliaceae. Bases 278 to 1075 code for a protein of 265 amino acids.